CCACCAAUUAUCAACGCCAAACUCCCGAUGUUCUCGCCCCUUCAUUUUUGUGACUCCAUUCCUUAAAACCCUUGUCCAAGUUCCUCUCUUUGCUCCUUCAGUUCUUAUCAAUCCCCCUAAUUUCACUUACCCUUUCUGCUAUCUUACCCAAAAGCCUCAAAUCGCAACUGGGUAUGUCCCAAUUUUAAUUAUUUCUUUCGAAUUUUCAAUCUUUAGGGUUUGCUCUGCCAAAACCCCUUCCCAAAUUCGUAGCUCUUAACGUAGUGGAUCUAAAGCUAAUUCCGAGAAGUAAGUUAUGUUGUACUCUUCACUGUUAUAAUCAAUUAUCUCGUUGAUUGCUAAUUAGGUCUAAUUCUUGCUUCUUAAACUUCGAAUUUUGAAACCCUAGUUUUUUUUUUUGUCGAUUUAACCCAAUGUCUGAGGGGUAUGCAAUUGAGCUUUAUUUUGAUCCCGCUCUUGAAAACCAAGUUUUAAAGGCAUGGAAUGUGGUCGCUCGUCGCCAAAUUAGCACUCACCUUAUAGAAAUCGAAUCUAGACCUCAUAUUACUCUCUUUUCUAGCCCUUUUAUCGAUCCAUCAAAGCUUGAAAACAUCGUAAAAGGAUUUGCAUCAAAGCAAGACCCUUUACCCUUAUCUUUUGGUUCAAUCGGAAGCCUUCCAAAUGACAACAAUGUCUUAUUCCUUGCUCCAACUCCUACUUUACCCCUCCUUCAAUUCCAUUUCCAAUUAUGUGAUGCGAUGAAGAGGGAAGGAAUUGAAAUUGGGGAAGAGUAUCGCCCAGAUUCAUGGAUUCCAUUCUGUCCUGUUGCUGAAGAGGUUCCAAAGAAUCGAAUGGCUGAAGCUUUUACAGUUUUGAGGGAUUUGAAGUUGCCUGUUACUGGAUAUGCGAUGGAUAUUGGAUUGGUGGAAUACUCUCCUGUUCGUGAACUCUUUUCCUUUGUGCUUGGUAACUCGGUUGAAUCUUGAAUCUUGAAUCUUGAGGUUUGAGUCUUUUUAAAGAUAUUUGUUCUUCGUGUUCAUGUUCAUGUUUGUGUUGAUUAAUAUUUAAUAUUUAUCUUUUGAAUUUGAUGUCGUCUAUUUCUGUUGUAAAAAACUUAUUGUAGAAUACCAUUGGUUAUUUGUUCUCAUAUAAUAUUAUGACAUGCUAUAAGUUUCUAUA
Molecule: messenger RNA, 1158 nt
Organism: Lactuca sativa (garden lettuce)
Lineage: Eukaryota; Viridiplantae; Streptophyta; Magnoliopsida; Asterales; Asteraceae
Source: RefSeq, a predicted model, not a curated record